AUGGAGCCACCUCCUUCCUCUCAGGCUCCUCGCCGGCGCCGACGCCGGCCACAGGCCGUUUCAUCUCCUCCUCUCCAUCUCCCGCUUGUGACAUCUCCACUGGAGCAACCCGCCGCCGCUGCGACGGUAUGGCUGGACACGCCGCCGCCGGUGGCAAGGCCGGCUGCGGGUCUCCGACCACUGCUCUUCUCCUCCUCACCUCUUCUUGUGGUCGGCAUAGCCUCUGUUCUCCUCGAGAUGUUGCCGUCGGAGCCGCCUCAGUUCGCUAGAGCCGCCGCAGGCCGCCCCUCUCGCUACUUUCUCUCUUUUCCUCGCCAUACCACGCGCCAACUUCCAGCGCCGGCCAGCAUCUCACCCAGCAGCCGCCGACGCUUCCCAUCACUGCUGUCUCCCCCGGCAGUUGUCACCGUCGCCACUGUCUUCGGCGUUCGGCACCACUGCCUUCGGUAUCCAGCUUCGCCACUUCCGGCGUAUAUCGUCGUCACGGCUUCCAGCGACAACAGAUGUCGCUGCCGACAUCUCCAGCAGCCGCCAUCACUGCUCCCAGCUGGCGUCGCCCUCCGGCGACCACCAUCGUCAUCCUCCGUCGCUCACUGCAGUCCACAACGACUGCCGCUGCCCUCUCCCGCAGCCAUAGCCACUGCUGCCGGCGAAGGGCUCUAG
Zingiber officinale is the source of this 663-nucleotide messenger RNA. Its product is annotated as lysine-rich arabinogalactan protein 19-like. The coding region runs from base 1 to 663 and encodes 220 amino acids. The transcript has a single exon. NCBI's taxonomy places the organism in Eukaryota, Viridiplantae, Streptophyta, Magnoliopsida, Zingiberales, Zingiberaceae. The record is from RefSeq and is a predicted model, not a curated record.